Callorhinus ursinus (northern fur seal) is the source of this 2874-nucleotide messenger RNA. RefSeq lists its product as uncharacterized. The record is from RefSeq and is a predicted model, not a curated record. NCBI's taxonomy places the organism in Eukaryota, Metazoa, Chordata, Mammalia, Carnivora, Otariidae. Gene Ontology annotation, molecular function: DNA-binding transcription factor activity; RNA polymerase II cis-regulatory region sequence-specific DNA binding. Gene Ontology annotation, biological process: regulation of transcription by RNA polymerase II.
AUGACCUGAGCCAAAGGCAGCCGCUUAACGACUGAGCCACCCAGGCACCCCUAGACUUUGAAGAUUUUAAAGUUUUGCCUUUAUUUAAGAGGUGAAAAAGAAAGAGGACCAAAAGCUUUAUAGUUCUCUUCAGUUUUCCAAGAGCAACAGGAAAUGAACGAAUCACAGACAACCUUAGAUGAACGUGAUUACAACUGAGCAUCAGCAGGAUGCUCAAUCCCACUUGGAGGGAGGAUUGUAGCUAUGUUCCCCAUCCAGAUCCAAGCCAGCCUAGGUUCCAGCUCCCUUGGAAGAAAGCAGCUUUUAUGAAGUAAGAAGGAGGAAGCCCCAAGAACAGGAAUCUCACCUUGAAGGUCACUCCUCGGACCUCAGACUUCUCAACCACAGCUUUAGAGCAGAGGCAGGAUACUGCUAGAAAGGAGCAGGUGCUGGGUUUGCAUAGCCUGCAGUAGCAGUUCUUUAUUGUGCUCAGAAUGAGCAUUGCCUCACUGUCACCGCAUCCAGAGGGCCUCACCAUGAUGAAAGGUCUGGACCAAGCUUCAGGAAAUAUAGCUGUACAUUCAGCCUUCUCUGUACUUUCCCAAAAGGAAGAGAAAAAGAACAAAUCCCAGGGAUCAAUUUCAUUUGAGGAUGUGACUGUGAACUUUACCCAGGAGGAGUGGGGUCAGCUGGACCCUGAUCAGAGGACCUUGUACAGGGAUGUGAUGUUGGAGAACUAUAGCAUCUUCAUCUCACUGGAAGAAUUGAAAGUUGAUGGCAUAAUAGAGAGCAAAGAAAACCAAGACAGACAUUAUGGCAAGAUGAUUACAGAGAAAGAGAAUGUAUUAAGGAAAACGUUUAAUCUGUACAUAGACUCUAUUCCUUCCAGAAAAAUGUCCAGUAAAUAUAAUCUAGAUGGAGUCAGUUUAGAAGAUAUGUCGGAGUUAACCACUAAUAAUAAAAACUACUCAGGAAAGAAAUCCGAUGAUGCCAGUGGGUACAAGAAAUUGCUUCCUGAUAUUAAUCAUGAGAAAACUCAUACUAGAGAGAAGUUUAAUGAAUUUAAUAAAAAUGAGAGCAUCUUCUAUCAUAAUGAGGAUUUUAUUCAGCAACAAAAGAUUCACACUGUGGAGCAACUGCCUGAAUAUAAUGAAUGCAUUAAAACCUUCCACAAUAAUGCCCUCUUCUUUACACAUAAGAGAACUCAGACAGGAGAGAAAUUAUGUGAUUAUAAUAAAUGUGAGAAAACUUUCAGGGGUGAGUCAAACCACAUGCUACGUCAGAUGAUUUACUCAAGGAAGAAUCAGUAUAAAUUUAAUGAAUGUGGGGAAAGCUGUGAUAAGUCAGCCCUUUGGAAGAAACGUCCUAGAAUUCACAUGGGUGAAGAGUGUGAGAAAUACCAUGAGUGUGAUGUAUGUGGGAAAACCUUCCUCCGGAAGUCAAACCUCACAAUACAUCACAGAAUACACACAGGAGAAAAACCCUAUAAAUGUAAUGAAUGUGGGAAAUCCUUUUACCAGAAGUCAACCCUCACUGUACAUCAAAGAACUCAUACAGGAGAGAGACCCUAUGAAUGUGCUAAAUGUGGGAAAAAAUUCUACCAGAACUCAGCCCUCCAUCAACAUCAAAGAACACACACAGGGGAGAAGCCUUACAAAUGUAGUGAAUGUGGAAAAUCUUUCUCCCAAAAGUCAGACCUGACUGUGCAUCAGAGCUCUCACACAGGGGAAAAACCUUAUAAAUGUAACAAAUGUGACAAGUCCUUUAGUAUAAAGUCAAAACUCACUGUACACCAGAGAAUACACUCAGGGGAGAAGCCCUAUGAAUGUAGCAACUGUGGGAAAAUGUAUCAUAUGAAGUCAACCCUCAUUAAACAUCAAAGACUUCACACAGGGCAGAAGAUAUAUGAAUGCAGUGAAUGUAGGAAGACCUUCUGUGGGAAGUCAGUUCUCCUUAAGCAUCAGAGAACUCAUACAGGGGAGAAACCUUAUGAAUGUGUAGAAUGUAGGAAAACCUUUUCUGAGAAGUCAACCCUCAGUAAACAUCGGAGAAUUCAUACCGGGGAGAAACCCUUUGAAUGUAACAAAUGCGGGAAGUCAUUCUGCCAAAAGUCACAACUCAUUGAACAUCAGAGAAUUCAUACAGGGGAGAAGCCCUUUGAAUGUAAAGAAUGUAGGAGAACAUUUUGUCAGAGGGCAUCCCUCAAUGUACAUCAGAGAACACACACAGGAGAGAGGCCCUAUGAAUGUAACGAAUGUGGAAAAUGUUUUUAUGAUAGUUCGACCCUCACUAAACAUAAGAGGAUUCAUUCAGGGGAGAAACCCUAUAAAUGUAAUGAAUGUGGGAAGACCUUCAGCCACAAAGCAACUCUCACCACACAUCAGAAAAUACACAGAAGAGAAACACUGUAAAGAUGGAUGGUGAAACACUGUCUUGCUGUAACUCAGAACUGUUGGCCUGACAGAAGGUGUACCCAAGGAGGUAACCCUAUGGUUGUAAUGAAUGUGGGAAGUCCUAUCAGAAGUGAGCCUUCAAUUUACAUCAUAGAACUCUCACAGGGGACAUCCCUGGCAGUGUUUUUACCAAACUGGGCACAGAGCAAGUCUUUAUUUCUCUGCAGCUUUUUGCAUUCAGGUGGGAUGAUGUGCAUGAGAUCUGGCCAAUGGGCUGUCAGUAUAAUGUAAUUCACUUCUGGUAUGACACAUAAUGGCCUCCAUGGCAAUUCUUUGUAUUCUAUGUUCUCUACGGAGUAGGAUGUAGAAUGCCUUCUGAUGAGAGGUCAGCACUCACUGUGUUGGUGAACUCACACAAGAGUAGAAAUCUCUGUCAACAUCUUUUUUUUUUUUUAAGAUUUUAUUUAUUUGACAGAGAAAGACAGCAGAAGAGGGAACACAA